AUGAGUACUCCGAUAGUUAUAAUACGAUUGUUGAUUUGUACGGUGAUAUUCAUACUACCAUGUUGCAAAGCACAUCGUGGUUAUAUUGAAUGGUACCGUGAUCUCAAGACUUCCAGAUUAGACGAAGCAAUCAAAAUAGGUGUUGAAAAAGUUGAAAACAGGUAUCGUUCAGAGGAUAUUAUAUUAUCGAAUGUCAGUCGUCUGACAAUGGGAAGCCCGGCUCAUGGACAACUGAUUGAAUCUAUGCCUUCCAAAAACGGACAUUCAGCGUCUCGAACUGCUGAAAUUUUAAUUGAAGCUUCAAAACAUUUAAGGAAUAGUUACGGGGUUUUUGAUGAAAGACAAUGUGGCAUAGAUUUAAGUAUAGUGAAUCUGACUGGGACAAUAUUGGGUGCGAUGUGUAUGUCUGAGUAUAACAACAGCAAUUUGUGCACCGGGAAGAACUUAGAUUAUCGUAGUGCUGACGGAUCUUGUAACAACCUGAAACGUAAUUAUUUGGGAAAGGCAAACACGGCUUAUAAACGUUUGCUGUUUCCAGAAUACACAGAUGGUAUUUCCGAAAUGCCAAAUUUUUACGAAAAAAAGCUGCCUGAUCCUAGAUUAGUGAGCACAACUUUGGUAAAAGACGAGGACUCGCCUGACCACACAAAAACUAUGAUGAUGGCGUACUGGGCGAUGUUUAUAGGUCACGAUCUAUCACACACGGCGGUUUCUACAAUGGGUAUGCACAUUAAACACUUAACAAUGAACCAAGCUACCCAUUAUUUAGACGCAUCGAUGAUAUACGGUACGUCGGAAGAACAGACAUUGUCGUUGAGACAAAUGUCGUUCGGCCUACUUUCGGUAGAAAAAAGAUGGUUUUUCGAUCCUAGUUCGGAUCUCAUGCCGCUGGAAACCAACGAUACGAACGUUUGUCAGAACGGCCCAGGCACGUGCUAUAGGGCUGGUGACACUCGAGCAAACGCGUAUCCACAACUAAAUGCCGUGUACACAAUGUGGGUAAGGGAACACAACCGGAUAGCCCGCGAAUUGUAUAAAGAAAAUCUCUUCUGGAGUGACGAAGAACUUUUCCGUGAGGCCAAGAAAAUCACGACGGCUUUCAUACAGCACAUCACGUACAACGAAUGGCUGCCAGCACUGCUUGGCGUUAACUACACCAAGGAAAACGGUUUGGGACUAGAAUACAGAACCAAGUACGACGAGACUGCCGACCCGAGUGUUAGCAACAGCUUCGCGACCGCGAUACUACCAUUCGCCAAUUCCAUGAUUGGCGAUUCAAUUAGUGGCUACCAAUAUAUAGACGGACCAUCGAAGGUACGAACACAUCCAGGAGGGCAGUAUGGCACCUUAAAGGGAAAUUACAACCAACCGCUUACAAUGAACAAGUCUUUGCAUAAUAUGCUACUAGGACUAACUGUGCAGCCUACACAAAAAGUCGAUAUGCUGUUUACAGAAUCAGUAAUUUUUUGA
Acyrthosiphon pisum (pea aphid) is the source of this 1470-nucleotide messenger RNA. RefSeq names its product peroxidasin-like. Gene Ontology annotation, biological process: response to oxidative stress. NCBI's taxonomy places the organism in Eukaryota, Metazoa, Arthropoda, Insecta, Hemiptera, Aphididae. The transcript has 5 exons. The record is from RefSeq and is a predicted model, not a curated record. The coding region runs from base 1 to 1470 and encodes 489 amino acids. Gene Ontology annotation, molecular function: heme binding; peroxidase activity.